This is a messenger RNA of Punctularia strigosozonata HHB-11173 SS5, 219 nucleotides long. RefSeq lists its product as uncharacterized. The record is from RefSeq and is a predicted model, not a curated record. The annotation marks the transcript as partial. The transcript has a single exon. NCBI's taxonomy places the organism in Eukaryota, Fungi, Basidiomycota, Agaricomycetes, Corticiales, Punctulariaceae.
CCUAGGUCUUUCCGCGAGGCCAUGAAGCGUCCUGACUCGGAUCUGUGGUACAAGGUCGCCAUGGAGGAGAUCGAGGCCCACAUCGCCAAUGGGACUUGGGAGCUGGUCCAGCUGCCUCCCGGACGCAAGGCCAUCGGUUCCCGCUGGGUUUUCAAGAUCAAGCGCAAGGCCGACGGUUCUGUGGAGCGCUACAAGGCACGCCUCGUUCAGCCAGCGCCC